AUGGAGCCCCAAAAGAAGCACUGCUUUUACUUUCUUCUUACACUUACGAUCCUUCCAAUUUACGCAUCGACAGCCCUGGGAGGCAAACGUGGUGGUGGUGUUCUUGCAGGUGGGUGGCAGCCGAUAAAGAACAUAACAGAGCCGCACGUGAAGGAGAUCGGACAGUAUGCGGUGGAGGAGUACAACAAGGAGUCUAAGUCUCAGUUGAAAUUCGUGAGCGUUGUGAAGGGCGAGACUCAGGUGAUGGCCGGAACUAAUUACCGCCUUAUGUUGGCCACUAAGGAUGGUGCCCUAGCCAAAAACUACCAAGCUGUUGUGUGGGAAAAGGUUUGGGAACAUUUUAGGAACCUUACCUCGUUUACUCGGCUUAAGGCUUAA
Quercus lobata is the source of this 378-nucleotide messenger RNA. RefSeq names its product cysteine proteinase inhibitor 1-like. The transcript has a single exon. The coding region runs from base 1 to 378 and encodes 125 amino acids. NCBI's taxonomy places the organism in Eukaryota, Viridiplantae, Streptophyta, Magnoliopsida, Fagales, Fagaceae. Gene Ontology annotation, molecular function: cysteine-type endopeptidase inhibitor activity. The record is from RefSeq and is a predicted model, not a curated record.